Ochotona curzoniae (black-lipped pika) is the source of this 303-nucleotide messenger RNA. Its product is annotated as epididymal secretory glutathione peroxidase-like. The transcript has 3 exons. The coding region runs from base 1 to 303 and encodes 100 amino acids. Lineage: Eukaryota; Metazoa; Chordata; Mammalia; Lagomorpha; Ochotonidae. Gene Ontology annotation, molecular function: glutathione peroxidase activity. The record is from RefSeq and is a predicted model, not a curated record. Gene Ontology annotation, biological process: response to oxidative stress.
AUGGCUGCACAAUUACAAGCCUUUUGUCUUGUCUCUCUUCUCCUGGUUGGCUUCGUGCAGACAAACCCCAAGCCAGAGACGAUGAAGAUGGAUUGUGACAAAGGUGUGGAAGGCACCAUCUUUGAUUACGAGGCCUUCACUCUGGAUGGAAAGGAAAAGAUUCGGUUCAGACAGUAUGCAGGAAAGUAUGUCCUCUUCAUCAACGUGGCCACCUACUGCGCUCUGACAGACCAGUAUCCUGGUACGUCCGUCCAGGCAGAGGAUUUGUUCCAAAUUUCCAGCUAUUUGAGAAAGGGGAUGUGA